Molecule: messenger RNA, 1759 nt
Organism: Bacillus rossius redtenbacheri
Lineage: Eukaryota; Metazoa; Arthropoda; Insecta; Phasmatodea; Bacillidae
Exons: 6
Coding region: 393-1601 (402 amino acids)
Cellular component (GO): cytoplasmic microtubule
Source: RefSeq, a predicted model, not a curated record
GUUAUAAUAGAAAAUUUUCCAUUGUUUUAGUUAUAACAUAUAAAAAUUCAAAUAGUACAGCAUGAAUCGAUUCUAAAAUAAUCCAUUAUUUUUUAAGGUUCUACUUGAGUGUAAACCAAAUUAAAAUGUUUUUUAUUAAUUUUAACCUGAUGUUUGGCUACCUUGUACCCAAAUGUUUAUUGUUGACAUUAUUUUUAGGGAAGGAGGUAAUCUGUAUUUUUCUUGGUUGUGCCAAAUAAAGUUUGAUUUGAAGACAACUAAUGAAACAAUAAUACCAACUAUUUUGAAAUGCUAAUAAGUACGAAUUAUGACUGCAAGUGAACGUUUUAUUUAUGCAAAGCCUCGUUUGUGUCAACUUAUCGCAAGAAAAUUUCGGAAAAUAAUUAUUUGUAAUGACUACGAUAAAGGAAAUUCUUUACGGCACACAGCCAGUUUUCAGAAGAAACUUCAUACAAGAAAAUAUGAAACACCUGCGAGACAUGCAGAAUUUUCAUUCAAAUAAACUUGCUGGGAUUCCGACUGAGAGAUCAAACAAUGUGCGAUGCCAGUCCAGUAAGCCUAGAUCAAAGAGCUCACAGCCUAGAGGCAGAGAUCAGACGGCUCGAACCUCAACGAAUAGAAAUGAUAGACCAGCAACCUCAGUCGGUCCAAAUGUUGCAAAAAAACAGCUUGAUGUGAAGGCAACGUGUAGAAGAAGUGCGGGUACCUUGCCCGUCAAUCGUGCCAAAAGUCCAGCUGCAAAAUGUGUGCCUCAAAUCGAGAAUAUAAUUUUAAGUCGUAAGCUGGAGCCGUUCAGAACUAACCGUCAGGGUGGUAGCUUGGUCAAGUGUGCCAGCUGCAAGAACUUGGUUGCUGGAAAGGAAAGAGAUCAUGAAGCAGUCUCUCUGACCCGUGCCACAACUUACAAGGAUGGCUCAAGCCAGACACUGGAUACGCACAGUGUAGAAGAGAUUUACAAGGAAGGGGUGGUAGUUUAUUCAUCGUUCUGCACGUUGACAAAGGAGAGGCUAGCUCUAGAAAAGCCUACCCGCGUAGACUCUGCUAUUCAGACUGAUAAAGAUCACAGUUCUGUGGGCGUUUGUGUAAAUUCUCAAGAUUUUCCCACCGAUCAGAACCCCACCGAUCCCGUUGAUCAGAUCAACAUUCAGGAAAUUAUCAAAGAUGAUUGCAAGGAAAAUAUACAGGAUCAUCGUGGUGUUACUGUGAACAGUAGAAAGAGCAGUGCCAAACAGAAAAGCUUGUCAACUCCAAAAGACUCUUCGAAACCACCUGCUUCUUACCGGAAAGGAGUAGUGCCAAGGUACCUGCGAGAGCGCCAGCAGCAGUGGCAGAAAGCCAUCGAAGAGGAGCUCGCCAACACGCCCGACCCGAGCUGCCCCCCGGGCCACGUCCUGCUCCCAGAGGAGGAGCGCAAGCAGACGCUAGCCAUGAUCAACAGAGAUUACGCCCGCAUGGUGCAGGAACUGAACAUGAUGCCGGUGCGAACGGAUACGCUACGAACGCGCCAGAGGAAAAUUGAACUUGAGCAAAAGCUAACAAAGUUGGAAGAAGCCAGCAAAGUGUUUUCUCGACCGAAAGUUUUUGUCAAAGUUGGGGAGUAAGAGGACCGUGCCUCAUGAUGGGAAUGUGCCAUUAAACAGCAGUUUUUGCUGUAUGUGAUAUUCGUACUAAGAUAAAAUGAUAGAUCAUAUUAAAUUUUAAUAUUUUAAUUUAUUAAGUAAAUAACUAAAAAAUAAAUUUUCAACUAGCUUAAGCUUUA